Rhododendron vialii is the source of this 2051-nucleotide messenger RNA. RefSeq names its product T-complex protein 1 subunit zeta 1. Gene Ontology annotation, cellular component: chaperonin-containing T-complex. Gene Ontology annotation, molecular function: ATP binding; ATP-dependent protein folding chaperone; ATP hydrolysis activity. The transcript is spliced from 16 exons. Gene Ontology annotation, biological process: protein folding. The record is from RefSeq and is a predicted model, not a curated record. The coding region runs from base 222 to 1829 and encodes 535 amino acids. Lineage: Eukaryota; Viridiplantae; Streptophyta; Magnoliopsida; Ericales; Ericaceae.
UUCAAGAGUCGGACCUAGUACUAGUACAUUGGAGCAACAUCGUCAGCCGCUUUAACGUUUCAAACCACCACCACAUUCCAGAACCAAAACCUAAAACCUCCUUCCCAGUUCCCACCCUACUUCGUCUCUCUCUCUCUCUCUCUCUCUCUCUCCUCCCUACUGACACAGCUCCCAUCCGCAGACCGCGAUCUGCUCUCAGUUCAACUGUUCUCUGCGAAAAAAUGUCGAUUCGAUCGUUGAACCCGAACGCGGAAGUACUGAACAAGUCUGCCGCGCUGCACAUGAACAUCAAUGCCGCCAAGGGCUUGCAAGACGUCCUCAAGACCAAUCUUGGUCCCAAAGGCACCAUCAAGAUGCUUGUUGGUGGAUCUGGGGACAUUAAGCUCACUAAAGAUGGUAACACACUCUUGAAAGAAAUGCAAAUCCAAAAUCCAACUGCAAUUAUGAUUGCAAGGACUGCAGUUGCCCAGGAUGAUAUUAGUGGGGAUGGAACAACUUCCACUGUCUUGUUCAUUGGCGAACUUAUGAAACAAUCUGAACGUUGUAUUGAUGAAGGGAUGCACCCUCGUGUUCUGGUUGACGGUUUCGAAAUUGCCAAGAGAGCAACACUGCAGUAUCUUGAAAAAUUCAAGACCCCUGUAGUGAUGGGCAAUGAACCUGAUAAAGAGAUACUUAAGAUGGUAGCAAGGACAACCUUAAGAACAAAGUUGUAUGAAGCACUAGCAGAUCAAUUGACGGACAUAGUUGUAAAUGCGGUACUUUGCAUUCGGAAUCCUGAGGAAGCUAUUGACCUGUUUAUGGUUGAGAUUAUGCACAUGCGCCAUAAGUUUGAUGUAGACACCCGUUUGGUUGAGGGUCUUGUCCUGGAUCAUGGUUCAAGACAUCCUGACAUGAAGAGGAGAGCUGAGAACUGUCAUAUCUUGACGUGCAAUGUAGGCCUGGAGUAUGAGAAAAGCGAAGUAAAUGCAGGCUUUUUCUACUCAAGUGCAGAGCAGAGAGAGGCAAUGGUUACAGCAGAAAGGCGUUCAGUCGAUGAAAGGGUGAAGAAAAUCAUUGAGCUAAAGAACAAGGUUUGCUCCGGUAAUGAUAGCAACUUUGUUGUUAUCAAUCAGAAAGGGAUUGAUCCUCCAUCCCUGGACCUUCUUGCUAGGGAAGGGAUAAUAGCUCUUAGAAGGGCAAAGAGGAGAAAUAUGGAGCGUUUGGUCUUGGCUUGUGGUGGGGAGGCUGUCAACUCUGUUGAUGAUUUGACUCCUGAUUGCCUUGGAUGGGCGGGACUCGUGUAUGAGCAUGUUCUUGGAGAAGACAAGUACACAUUUGUGGAAAAUGUGAAGAAUCCUCACUCCUGUACAAUCUUAAUAAAAGGACCCAAUGAUCAUACAAUUGCCCAAAUUAAGGAUGCUGUUCGUGAUGGCCUGAGAGCAGUGAAAAAUACAAUUGAAGAUGAAUCUGUAGUCCUAGGAGCAGGGGCUUUUGAAGUUGCAGCCAGACAAUAUCUAGUGAAUGAAGUAAAGAAAACUGUUCAAGGGCGUGCUCAACUUGGCGUUGAAGCUUUUGCUGAUGCCCUUCUGGUGGUUCCGAAGACACUAGCUGAAAAUUCUGGCCUUGACACUCAAGAUGUCAUAAUUGCUCUUACGGGAGAGCACGAUAGAGGAAAUAUUGUGGGAUUAAACCAACACACUGGAGAACCUAUUGACCCUCAAAUGGAGGGUAUUUUCGACAACUACUCGGUCAAGCGCCAAAUCAUAAACUCUGGGCCUGUGAUCGCAUCCCAGUUGCUUUUGGUGGAUGAAGUGAUUCGUGCAGGGCGUAACAUGCGGAAGCCAACUUAGUUGUUUUACGUUUGCCUAUACUUUUUUACCAGGUUUUGUCUUCUUUGUUGGAGGGCAUUGGAAUUGCCUAUGUAUUGUUUUCAACUGUAUCUGCACAAAUGAGACUGGUUGUCGUUUUUGAGGUUUGUGGAGGGCUUCUUGGUCAUGAUCCCUGGAAUUUUGUUUAGAAUUGGUGAACCCUUGGUAUUACCAUAUUCUCAUCUUUUGUUCAUGUUUACACCA